UGGUUAAUAACAUAACAUAUAAUUGUUCAAUGUUAAUAAUAAGGUGGUAUAUAACUACACUGUGACCAACUUGAGUGGUGUUACAGUGAUGCCUGUUGAGUGAUGCCCGCGUGACUUGAUAAUUUAUUGAUAUCAUAAUCAUAAAACAUUCGUGUUGAGGAGUGAGCUUAUGAUUUUUCAUAUUUUCAAUUUUGUCCGUUAAAAUAAUACAAUAUACUAUAUAGCGAAUAUUGUGAUACCGCACUAACGACAGAACUUAUUCAUAUUAUUCAGUUCCGACUUUCCGAGGUAUAUUGAGUAUUGACUAUUGGAUUUUCUGUCGAUUUUGUUCUAUUUUAGUAGACUGCGUCUAUUAUUUGGUUGAAUAAAACUUAUUAAAGUUAAAACCCACAAAUUUAUUUUUAUCGCUUCGAUGCUCCAUAGUCCAUAGUCCAUAUUCCAUACUUCAUUUUCAUUCGUGGUUUAUUUUUAUUCCGUCUUUCGUUUUCUUCGACCACUUCAAACUUUUAACUAUUUAGGUACUUGAAACACGUUGCCACACAGCACACAAUAGUUAAUAAACUAUUCAUAUUUUAUUUAAUUCUGCGGUUAUAUAGCUAGUAUAAACUUACAACAUGUCUUCAAAUACUUAUCGUGUUCGUAAAUUGGCUUCCAUAAACAACGAAAACCCUAUAAAAAAUAUAAAGAAUACUUUAGUUACAAAUCGCAAAAAAACUGCUUUGAAAGUGUUGACAAACACAGUACAGUCGACCAAAAAGUCUGAUAGUAAAGGUCUUAAACAAUUAAAGGUACUGCCCAUGAAACAUUUUGAAACAGAAAUAAAAUGUAAAUCGCCAUUACAAGACUUCACCAGCGAUCCAAAUGAAGAGUUUAAUCAUUUUGAUUGUAGAACACAGGAAAAUGAUGUCUUGCCUCCAAGUAUGACUUGUAACAUUGGAAUGCUGAGUGAAUUUUUUGGUGGCAAUAAUAAUGACACAAGUGAUUGGUUUCUUGAAGACUAUCAUAAAAUAAUGAUCCAUAAAAUCAAAAAUCAAUUUGAUAAUUUUGGAGAACCGGAGAUUGACUACUCCUUUCCCUCAUUGCCAGUUAUGGAUUUUCCAGAAAUAAUAUUUGCUUAAGUAAUUUAAGAACGUGGGUUAUUAUUUAUUAUUUUGUGUAUAUUUAUUUAAAUUUAAUGGUUUUGUCCACAUCAUCUAUCAAUAUGAUUAAUACAAGUUUUAAUUUUUAUAUUCGUUAAAUGAAUAUGUAGCGAUGUAAAUGACAAAGGAUUAUUUUCCUAUACUAAUAUUUUUAAAGACUGCUUCUAUAGAAAAUAUAGUUAUCAAAAUAUUAAAACCAUUAAUCUGAAAUAAAAAUAAAUAUUGAUUAACAUACUUUGCAAUUAUUGAACAAUGAGUACUAUACUAUUAUGUUGUGUUGAUUGUCAAUUUGUAUUAUUUUAGUAUUAGGUAUGGUGACAAUAGAACAUUUAUUCGACAGUAUUUUAGUAUUGAUGUAAAAUUUCUUUGAACAUAUUCUUAAUUAUAUCAUUUGACAAUAUUUAUUAUACUUGAGUCUUGUAUGUGUUAGUAUUAACUAUUUAGUAAAACUGAUCAAGAAAUUAUGUCUUAACCAAACAAAUUGCUUAUAAAUAUAAAUAUAUUAAAACGAUUAAAAUUCAGAUAUAUAUUGCGAUUUAACUCCUCAGUUAUAACCCCCAUUUUUUAUGAAGUUUACUUGUUGAUCGAUAGGGUUGUAUCUAUUAUCUAUUAAUCUAACCAUCCUCUCCAGGACUUAGUUUGGUUAUAAUUUAAUUAUUUACUAUAAAUUAUUCAUUAUAAAUAACAUUCUUAUGAGUUUUACUAUGUAGAAAACGAACCAUUCUGUACUUCAAGUGUAUAUAUUAAAUGAUAAUUGUAAUGGACUCCUAUUAAAAAAUGAUUAAACCCUGC
Messenger RNA from Metopolophium dirhodum (rose-grain aphid), 1931 nucleotides. RefSeq lists its product as uncharacterized. The transcript is spliced from 4 exons. NCBI's taxonomy places the organism in Eukaryota, Metazoa, Arthropoda, Insecta, Hemiptera, Aphididae. The record is from RefSeq and is a predicted model, not a curated record. The coding region runs from base 615 to 1118 and encodes 167 amino acids.